Molecule: messenger RNA, 2248 nt
Organism: Haliotis rufescens (red abalone)
Lineage: Eukaryota; Metazoa; Mollusca; Gastropoda; Lepetellida; Haliotidae
Product: protein aveugle-like
Exons: 6
Coding region: 1000-1488 (162 amino acids)
Biological process (GO): cell surface receptor protein tyrosine kinase signaling pathway
Cellular component (GO): cytoplasmic side of plasma membrane
Molecular function (GO): protein binding
Source: RefSeq, a predicted model, not a curated record
UGUUGUUAUUUUGUUAUACUUUUAAAGAUAGGCCAUUGGCGUCAGGUUUUGCGUAACCUCAGGUUUUAUAUAACAGUGUUUUACACGUCAUGUCGUAUAAUGAGUACUAGUACCCCAUUGAACAAACGUUUUAUACACAAUUUAUGACGUACCUCAGUGUAUAAACAUGUCAUACACGUCAUAUGCUUUUAUUCUGUUCCCCAGUGUACAAUAGUAUGAAACACCUCAUGUAAUUUCAUGAUAUAUCUGGGGAACGGGUGGCCAGAAUUGGCUGUGCUGAGUUGCCUCCCUUAGGUGCGCCAGAAACCUAAUAUCGUGUUCGAAUCCGGUUCGCCCUGAGUAUGUUUCAAGGUUUGUCAGCACCGUACCCGUGUUCGUGGGUUUCACCAAAGUGGUAAACGUCUGAGACCUGUAUCCAUUGUGGGCUUUCCUCCCACAUCAAGCUUACACGCCGUUAUAUAAUAGAAUAUUGUUCACAUCCGCGUUAAAUACAAUUCACUUCCUUAAUAAUAUACCACAGUCGGCAUACGCAUGUAGGAUAUGGUGUUAAACAAUGACCAUAUUUAUUGUGCUGUAACAAGACACCAUUUUAUACAGAUAUAUGAAAGGGAUGAUGAUAAAUCAAUUUCUCUGUAAUCACGAUAAACAUUAUCACCGCCGUAACCAUACAAUGAGGAAAAUAUGAUUUUCAUCCGGCGAGAUAAUCUCAAUAUUUUAUCAUCACGUCUACCCUGUUCUGCUUUUAUAAAUGUGAAAUCGUGAAUAGGGUGUUAACAAGCGCCCACAGUCGCAGUGACACAACGCGAGAAGUAAAACGGAUAUCAACGUUGUCCCUCCUGGGUGGGGCCUGUUUAUCAGUCAGUGUUGGUAAUAAAUAACUCACUUUCAAUACCAACUCAGCCACGAGGAAAUGCACUCACUGUUUUGCUGUAGCGUUUGUUAAAAGUGUUUACUGCAUCGCUGUCACUGCAUGAGACACGAUCAAGAUUGGUCAGCAAGAUGGAAACUGAUGUAAAGGACGACCAUAUAAAACCUCCUGAGAGAUCUCCAGGUGGUUCAAUGGAGGUUCCUGACUCGGCUAACAAGAUGAAGCUGAAGGAGUCCAAUGGGACGGGGGGCAAGAAGGUGGUGAAGGGGAAGGCCAAGCCCCUGUAUUUCUGGUCCAGUGCCGAUGUCAACAAGUGGCUGCGGAAACAUGGAGGGCAGUGUUUUGAUCUGUAUGGGGAACUCUUCAGUGAGCAUGACGUGACAGGGAGGACACUGAUCAGGAUGAAUGAGAUAAAACUAGAGAAGAUCGGAAUUACGAGUAAUGACCACAGGAAAGACUUGAUGCAGCAUAUUCUCCGGUUGAGGCUUAAGCAUGAACUGACUGAUUUGAAGAAUCUGGACCAGAAAGGAUCAGGGUUUGAGCUGAAGCUGCCAGAGCCUCGACUGCAGCCAGAGAAACAUGACAAAUCCACAAAAUUGACACCAACAGGAAUCAAGUAGCAUCUAGACUGUGCUAUCAGACUCUGGAUACAGUUGACAAGGAUGGGGCACACAAUAGACUUCUUCUCAUCUGUCCGGCAUGACCACAGACCUAUCAGCGGAGGAUACUGUCUUCCAAACUGGAAGGCCUGUGAGCAGAGAAGAGCCAAUGUAUUUCAGUCACUGUGUUAUAAUAGGACAUCAGCCCCAGGAAUUACCGUACUGAGAGGUUUUCAGCAGGUCAAGUAUUACUGAUGCUAAAUAUAGUGUCAGUUGUAGCUAUGGUAACCAAUCAUGAUAUGAGGUCAAAGUCAUUGUGAUGGUUACUGAUGCUGACUAUGCAGAAGACAAAUCAAUGAUUUGGAUAUGCACCCAUUUCCAUGGUAACUGAUGCUGAAUACAGUGCACAGAUAGCUUGAUAUCACUAUGGUUACUGAUGCUGCAGAUGUAAGGAAGAAUGUCUAGAUAUCGCUAUGGUUACUGCGGAUGCAAAUGUAGAAAGAAAGAAGAGCCAGUUGCUAUGGUUACCAAUGCUGCCUAUGAUGGAAGAAAGAGCUAGAUAUUGCUAUAGUUACUGCUGCUGCUGCAAGCUAGUAGGCUGUGGAGGAACUUUCCGUUAUUGGUAUGCUGUGUGUUACUGAUGCUACUAUAUAUUGUGGCUUAUAAAAGGGGUAGCAUUGGCCACCCAACCAUAACCAAAAUAAUUGCUCCGGGCAAUGGAAUGUAACCUUGGAAACGUCUCUCUGUGCAAAUCUGUGGUGUUGUGACCAGUUUGGAGUCU